Molecule: messenger RNA, 1128 nt
Organism: Dovyalis caffra
Lineage: Eukaryota; Viridiplantae; Streptophyta; Magnoliopsida; Malpighiales; Salicaceae
Source: the annotation of a GenBank genome assembly
AUGGAGAAAACAAAAGAAACCAUUGUUGAAGAAAGAGAGGAACGUAUGGUUUCACUCACUGGCAAUGAAAAACCAAAACUAAGAACAGCCCAUUUUCUCAAGCCCUCAGUUACCUCCUCCAUUGGUGAAAACACUCCUAAACACCCUUCACACCCUAAUUAUUUUUUGCCAUCAACUUUUGAACCCAAAAAUAUUGCAUUUCAUGGGUGGAGAAGCCCACAGAAGAAGUGGAAAGAAUGGGUUGAUAAAAUGGUUGCUUUGCAUGAAUCAACGUGGAAGAAAGCUGGAAUCUAUGAAGCAGUUCUGAGUUCAGUUUACCAAAUCAGAAGAAACAAUGAUUUGCUUCUUGGGUUAGCAGAGAAAUGGUGUUCUGAAACUAACACAUUCAUUUUUCCUUGGGGGGAAGCAACGAUCACCUUAGAAGAUAUGUUGGUAGCAGGGUACUCUGUUUUGGGAUCCCCUGUUUUUAGUCCUCUUGAAACAGAGGAAUUGAAAGGUGUUGAGCGGAAGCUUAUGGAAAUCAGAAAAGAGUUGGGGCGGUCUAAAGCAAAGAAAACAGACCAUACGUCCUGGAUUAAAUUUGUCAUGGAAAAUAACAGCAGAGUCGAGCACGAGGCUUUUCUUACACUAUGGUUGUCAAGGUUUGUUUUUCCUAGUCACCCACUUAAUGGCAUUUCCAAACAUCUUUUUCCAGUCGCUGUUUGUUUAGCUAGAGGGCCAAGAUUAGCUAGAUGGCACAAUAUGAAUAGUUUAACCCUUCUGAAUGUAAGAUUGGCCCUAGAUUCCGAAGGAAGUUUUCGAUGGCGCCCUUAUACAACGGCUAUGGGGAGUUUGAGUUACAAAAUUUAUGGUGAUAAAGAGAAGUGGGUGCGUGUUGAUGUUGAGUUGAAUGAAGAAUUAAAGUGCUUUGCCCGAUGCUUGAAUGCAUGUGAAUUAGUUGGAAUAGGGUGUAUAGAAUUGUAUCGCCCGCAUCGAGUGGCUAUGCGGUUUGGUAUAGAUCAAGAUCCGCCAAGUCUUGUCGAGAGAAGUAGUAAAACUCAAGAACUUGCAUGGAAGAGUUUUGAUAAGCAAAUCAAGAAUACGGUGCUAUAUAUUCCAUCAAGACAUCUUAAGCCGGAUGUUACCUGA